AUGUCAAUCAAGAAAGAAGAAACCCCAACAUCACUACCACAAGCCGCUGCUAGACAAAAACUUGAAGAAGCGGAGAUAGAAUUAAGGGAUUUAUUAAAUCGUAAAAAGCAAGUUGAUAAAAGUCUGAAAGCUAUCGAAAAACAAAUUUGGCAAUUCGAAGGAUCUUAUCUAGAAGAGACUCAUUCAGGUGGAAAUUUGAUUCGUGGCUUCGAUAAUUAUUUGAGAGCUACAAACGAUAAAAAGAAAAAAUCAGAAAUUAAUUAUGAAGAUCGAUUAUUCUCGAGAUCAAGUGCAACAUCCGAAAAGGCUAAUGGUAAUAAGGGUGAAGAUUCAUCAACAAGCUCAGAUGAUAAUAAAUCUGGUUACAAAAAAAUGGGGGAUAAUAUAAAAAAGAAGAAAAAUAAGAAACCCAUAAAUUAUGCAUAUUCACAGGAAGUCAAAGAUAACAAUAGAGAACAUAAACGAAUCAGAUUAUCAUUACGAGAUACUGCCGAAGAUGAUUUUGAUAUUUGA
This is a messenger RNA of Diversispora eburnea, 513 nucleotides long. The record is from the annotation of a GenBank genome assembly. Lineage: Eukaryota; Fungi; Glomeromycota; Glomeromycetes; Diversisporales; Diversisporaceae.